AUGGACUGCGAAAAGAAGGGCGGAAAGCGCAAGCGCCGUGCUUGGAACGACGAGGACAAGCCACCGGCAAAGGCCACCGAGCCCGCGCCCCAGAAGAAGGUCAUCUCGAUGUUUGGGCAGUGGAAGACGUCCAACGUCAACCGGCGCAACACGCAGCGCGACUAG
Molecule: messenger RNA, 165 nt
Organism: Saprolegnia parasitica CBS 223.65
Lineage: Eukaryota; Oomycota; Saprolegniomycetes; Saprolegniales; Saprolegniaceae
Exons: 2
Coding region: 1-165 (54 amino acids)
Source: RefSeq, a predicted model, not a curated record